GUUAGUGGUAUUUGAAAAUAUAAUUGUUAGUACAAGAAUUCUUCUUGAAGUACUAAUUGUGAGUGAUUAUGUGUUGGAAAUUUCCAACAGACAUAAUGGGUUGCUGAAAAGAAGCAGGCAGCAGCCUAGCCCAAAUGGCGAAGUGACUGAGGCACAGCGGGUGGCUGAAUCAGAGCAGGUCGAGUUAUUUCUCUCUCUUUUAGACAACUCAAAGGACAAGAUGCAUAAUGUGCAAAUGUUUGUUGAUUUAGGGAAACCUGAGGCCUUGGAGGGAUGUACAAAGGAACAGAUGAGACACAUUGCAGGGAGAUGUGGCAUUAGGAUAAAAUCAUCCAAGGAAGCACUGAUGAAAGAUUGGAUCCUUAAGGAUUUGAGAGUCAAGAGUGAAGUGGUAAAGCAAGGGGCUCAAAAUGGAGCUGAGAGGGGAGUGGAAGAUGAUGGGCAAGAUGGAGUGAGGUGUGCAGUGGUACUGGGGGAUGCUCAAGAUGCGGCCGAACUAGAGCACUAUAUAGGUGCAUCUGAAUGUGUGAAGGAGAGGGAGAACGCCACCCGCCGCCUCCUGGACACUCUGGACCAGCUGGAGUGUGUCAACAAGGCUCACCAAGCUGACAACCUCAAGCUGGAGGAGGAAAACACUCGCCUAAAUACAGCGAAUCAUUUGCUCGAGGAGGACAACAGGAAGACUAAGAACGAAGGGCAGCUUGCUCAGGAGGAGAUUGUUCUAUUAAAGUCCCAGAUCCGUCAAGUGGAGGAGGACUCGAGGCUGGUCAAGGAGGAGAUCCGUAAAGUGGAGGAGGACUCGAGGCUGGUCAAGGAGGAGAUCCGUAAAGUGGAGGAGGACUCGAGGCUGGUCAAGGAGGAUAACAUGAAGACUAAGAACGAAGUGCGCCUUGCUCAGGAAGAAAACAUUCAAUUAAAGUCCCAGAUCCGUCAAGUGGAGGAGGACUCGAGGCUGGCCAAGGAGGAUAACAUGAAGACUAAGAACGAAGUGCGCCUUGCUCAGGAAGAAAACAUUCAAUUAAAGUCCCAGAUCCGUCAAGUGGAGGAGGACUCGAGGCUGGUCAAGCAGGAAAUCCGACAAGUGGAGGAGGACUCGAGGCUGGUCAAGCAAGAGAUCCGACAAGUGGAGGAGGACUCGAGGCUGGUCAAGUCGAGGAACCAACAGCUGGAGCUUGCGGAGACCCAAGCCCAGGAGAGGGUCAAGACGGCGUUGACGAGGAUCGCUGAGCUAGAGCGAGAGACACAACAGCUGCAAGAGAUGAAUAAUAACACAGCAAGAGAGAAAGGACUUGUUCAAGAGCAACUCUCACUCCUGGAAGAACAGGUCAGGGUCCUUCAAACAGCAAACGCUGCUCUAAAUGAAGAAAAGGAAGAAACAAUCAGGAAGACUGAAGAGGAGAAACGACUUGUUGAAGAGCAACUCUCCGUCAGUGAAGAAGAGGCCAGUAAGUUACGGGAAGGAAACACGGCUCUACAGAGUGAUAAAGACAGACAGGCACAGCAACUCAGAAGUAUUCAAGAGGAAAAGAAUAAAUUAACAGAAGAGAAACGCUUGAUGGAAGAGGAACACGAGAAGUGCAAGAGGAAUGUCAGUGAGCUGUACACAAGGUAA
Messenger RNA from Procambarus clarkii (red swamp crayfish), 1612 nucleotides. The record is from RefSeq and is a predicted model, not a curated record. NCBI's taxonomy places the organism in Eukaryota, Metazoa, Arthropoda, Malacostraca, Decapoda, Cambaridae.